Messenger RNA from Branchiostoma belcheri (Belcher's lancelet), 1731 nucleotides. RefSeq names its product gamma-butyrobetaine dioxygenase-like. The transcript has 8 exons. Gene Ontology annotation, biological process: carnitine biosynthetic process. Gene Ontology annotation, cellular component: mitochondrion. Bases 18 to 1445 code for a protein of 475 amino acids. The record is from RefSeq and is a predicted model, not a curated record. Lineage: Eukaryota; Metazoa; Chordata; Leptocardii; Amphioxiformes; Branchiostomatidae. Gene Ontology annotation, molecular function: gamma-butyrobetaine dioxygenase activity.
AACACAGACAGACAACCAUGGCGCUCUCUGUCUUGUUACGCCAAAGGUUUGCAGUACGAGAAAUAACCAGCAAAUAUUCACGAGCCGUUGGCGCGUCAUAUUCAUCAGGGUACCGUGUAGGAAACAUGCCGACCGGCCCGGAGACGUUACCGUACCAGGUUGUACUUACCCGUACUACUGAACAGCAACCCAACGCCAUCCCACGAGCCGGAUUCUAUCCGCAAGUCGUAGCGGCGAGGCGCUUCACCACUUUGAGUGAAAACAGAAAGGUCCAGGAAAGUACAGUCAUGGGGAAGGUGGCUUUAAACGGAGCUGCUAGGAUGGUGGAAGUGGAAUGGUCCGACGGGGGUGUCAGCCGGUUUCCGUACGUCUGGCUGAGGGACAAUUGUCAGUGUCCACUGUGUUUUAACCCCGAUUCCCUCUCACGGCGUGUUCUGAUGAACGAUCUGGAUGUGAACGUUUCUCCGGUCAGGGUAAAAUUACAAGCAAAUGGAAGUUUGCUGUCAGUAGAAUGGCCGCAGGGACACCAGAGUCAGUACGACUGGCAGUGGCUGAGAGAACGCUGUUUCUCACCACAGGCUCGGUCAGAGAGGGAAAAAGACUGGCAGAGAAAGACACAGUUAUGGGGUGCAGAACUAGUACACAACCUGCCCAAAGCUGAUUUUCCCGCCAUACUGACACACGACCGCGCAUUGCACGACUUUUUGGCCCUCCUGGAUUCUGUCGGCCUCGUUCUGGUGCAGAAGGUGCCCUGUGACGUAGGACAAGUAGAAAGACUGGCCAAUCGGGUGGCGUAUCUCAGACCCACCAACUUCGGGAAGGAAUUUGUGGUGGUCAACAAACCGAACCCUAGUGACUUGGCGUACACCACUGGUAAACUAGGACUUCAUACCGACCUAAACUUUUACGACCAUAAACCAGGGGUACAAAUGCUCCAUUGUAUCGAGCAGACAAUGAGGGAGGGGGGCGAGAGCCACCUGGUGGACGGCUUCAGUGUAGCCUAUCAACUCAAAGAGGAAAACCCGGACGCCUUCCGGCUUCUCACCACGCUCAAAGUCAACUUUUGCAACGUAGGACUGGACUUCCACAAGUUCUUUCUUAGACAACGACAACAUACAAUCAGCCUAAACGAUCAAGGCGAGGUCCAGUCCGUCAGCUUCAGUGACCAGGCCCGGGACUCCAUCUUGGAUCUGCCUGCCGACCAGGUCCAGCCUUUCUAUGACGCCCUGAAGGCCUUUGACACCAUCAUGUACCUACCCAGGAACUGCCUACGUUUCAAAAUGGCGGCAGGUGAAAUGAUUGUUUUCGACAAUACCCGGACCCUACACGGCCGUUCUGCCUACAGUCUGGACGACAUACGUCAUCUACAGGGCGGCUACUUUGACUGGGACGAGAUCUACUCGCGCAUGCGCGUUCUCAAGAUCGACCUUGGGAUCAAAGACUAGAACACCUGAAAAAUACCUAAAAUUUUUAAAUGGCAUUAUGUAACAUUCUUGCUCCUAAACUCGAAAAAGUAUUCUUGCUUUUUUAAUUUUGUUUCUAAUUUUCUUAUGAACUAGAAAAAAAGCCUUCAUCAGCUUAUCCCUUGGCCUUUGGAGUCUACUCCCUGGGCUGUAUAAUAACAUGAUUCCUAGCCUGCCUCUCGUGAAACAGACCGGUGUAUGCAAAUAUAUGAUUGUUCUGUCAAUAUAUGGUGCGACGGUGAUCCCCAAAUUGUCUUUGUGUGUGUGU